This is a messenger RNA of Triticum turgidum subsp. durum (durum wheat), 1080 nucleotides long. Lineage: Eukaryota; Viridiplantae; Streptophyta; Magnoliopsida; Poales; Poaceae. The record is from the annotation of a GenBank genome assembly.
AUGGGGUGCUCCUUCUCCGGGCUCAACGCGCUGUACGACACCGUCGGCGGCGGCGGCGGCGACAUCUGGGUCAACGACUACCGCUUCCGCGUCCUCCGCAGGCUCGGCGACGCCGGCCCCGCAGGCUCCUCCGUCUUCCUCGUCAAGGAGGUCGUCGCCGCCGCCGCGGUCUCCGACGGCACCGCCGGAGCGGGACCCGGCGCCGCAGGGCUCGCCAAGAAGAAGGGCGUCGACCCGUCACACAUCUCAGCUGAUGGGACAUAUGCUUUGAAGAAAGUUCUUAUUCAGAGCGACCAACACUUGGAGCUAGUUCGGCAGGAGAUCCGAGUGUCCUCUCAAUUCAGCCAUCCAAAUUUACUUCCACUUCUUGAAAAUGCCAUUAUUGCAGUCAAGGGUGUGCAAGAUGGGUCGCAGAACCAUGAGGCUUACUUGUUGUUCCCAGUUCACUUAGAUGGAACCUUGCAGGAUGUAACUAAAUCCAUGCAAGAAAAGAAGGAGUACCUUUCAACAAUCACCAUUCUCCAGAUAUUUCGCCAGCUAUGUGCAGGACUGAAGCAUAUGCACAGUUUUGAGCCACCAUAUGCUCACAAUGGAGUUAAACCAGACAAUGUCCUCAUAACUCAGAGGAAGGAACAGCCUCAUCUUGCUAUCUUGAUGGACUUUGAAAGUGCUCGCCCAGCAAGAAGAGCUAUUAGAUCACAAGCAGAAGCUUUGCAGCUGCAGGAAUGGGCUUCAGAGCACUGCUCUGCACAUUUCCGGGCACCUGAAUUAUGGGAGUGCCCGCCCCAUGCCGAUAUUGAUGAGAGGACAGAUGUAUGGUCUUUGGGAUGCACCCUUUAUGCUAUGAUGAGGUAUGGAAAGUCACCAUUUGAUUAUGAGCUCGAUGAAUCUGCUGGCGAAAGCUUAGUAACAGUCAUUAAAAGUGCACAGGUGAAGUGGCCUACUGAGACGGGUUCGUCCUAUCCUGACACUCUCCGCCAGUUUGUAACCUGGAUGCUGCAGCCACAUCCUGCAGUUCGUCCCAAUAUUGACGAUAUUAUCAUCCACGUUGAUAAACUCAUUGCGAAGCACUCAACUUGA